Messenger RNA from Cherax quadricarinatus, 471 nucleotides. RefSeq names its product replication protein A 14 kDa subunit. The record is from RefSeq and is a predicted model, not a curated record. NCBI's taxonomy places the organism in Eukaryota, Metazoa, Arthropoda, Malacostraca, Decapoda, Parastacidae. Gene Ontology annotation, molecular function: single-stranded DNA binding; damaged DNA binding. Gene Ontology annotation, cellular component: DNA replication factor A complex; site of double-strand break; nucleus. Gene Ontology annotation, biological process: base-excision repair; DNA replication; nucleotide-excision repair.
UUGGACAGCAGCAGCAGUAGAGGCGGCGGGAAGCAGCACUCUCCGUGCCUCAUACAUUUUUCUAGAUUUUUCAUCCAUUUACGAUGGUGUUCCCUGAGAGUGGCACUCGCACGAGGGUUAAUGGUGCCACACUGACCCAGCACACUGGGUGCCAGGUGGUGCUGCUAGGAGAGGUAAACCAGAUGGACUCCUCGGGCAAGGUGCUAACAGUGAAGGCUAGUGAUGGGCAGUCAGUACAAGUUAUCUUACAGCAGCCUGCACAGGAAAUUUUAGAAGGUUUGAUUGAAAUUCAUGGAGUAGUCGAAGGGAGACAAGUGAUAUGCCAGUCUUACAUAACCUUCCCUUUGGAUGAUGCCAGGAAUUUUGAUAUGCAAUCAUAUGACCAAGCUGUUCGACUGAUCCAUACCGUGAAAGACAACCCUUGGAAGUCUGAUUAGUCUCCUCAACACAUCCUGGUGAAAUGAAGAUUUU